AUGUGGAGGCCGCCAGUUCUGAGGAGGUCGAGGAGGACGGCGAAGCAGUCGGGGUUUCGGUCGAUAAAGUGGUGGUGGUCGGGUGAGGGUGAGGGGAGGAGGUUCCAGUUGGAGUCGAGUAGGGCUCCGAAUAGGGAGUCGCGGCCCGCGUUCGCGAGUGUGGUGGCGGUGGUCUCGAAGAUGCGGCCGCUGACGUUGAAUUUGACGCGGUCCCUCUGGGGACCCAUGCUGGAUGUUUUUGGGAUGAGAAAAAAGGGUGGGACGGAGGAGAAGGGGGGAAUUAAUUCCGAAUUCGGAGAUUUUAAAUAUUCAUCCGGAAAUUGUGUUGUAUGCCGACUGGGAAUGGAAUUAAGCUAUAGCAUAAAAGGAUUUCAAACGAGAAGUAUUCAAUUGAACGCACUGCAAUCCGAAGUCAAACAACUGAAUGUAAGGAAGAGAUUGACAGAGGAUCAUGUAGCGAAAAGUCGAAACAAAGCGCGUAUGUACACAAACACAAAGAGAAGAUCAAACAAGCUGAUAGAAAAAGAGCAGGGCAGCGUACCAGGUAGAGCAAAACCAACAGAUAGAUAUCCAGAUAAGACGAUGAACACGCCUGUGAAGGAAGUUAAGGUUUCAGAAAUCGGAUUAAAGGAGAAGGAGAAGAAGGAGAAAAUUGGGAGCGAAAAACAUAUAUGUAUCAAUUGGUCUGCAAGAUGGACCCCAGUUCAUGGAGUAGUACUCUGGGAGGUUUCUAAUCAUCUGAGCCACGUCGAAUUAUUGACCACUACCCGCCGAUCGCGGAGGGAUCACCGAGUCGUGCAAGUCACUGAGUGCCGCUGUCACAGGGUAGCGUUGCUGAGGAGCUACGAGUGUCUCUGGGUUGCGUCGCCGAGAAGAACGCGGAACGACUGGGGCUACUGCAGAUGGCGUAUGGUCGCCAGUUCCGUCUCGUCGCUGGUUGCGCCUAGGGCCACUGGUGAUGUCGUCGGUGAUGGUGGUCGCUGGUGGAGGUGCACGAAAAGUUUUGUGGUCGUCGAACAACUCACGGGGUUGAAUAUAUAUUUGUCGAGAUAG
Messenger RNA from Striga asiatica, 1053 nucleotides. Lineage: Eukaryota; Viridiplantae; Streptophyta; Magnoliopsida; Lamiales; Orobanchaceae. The record is from the annotation of a GenBank genome assembly.